Messenger RNA from Biomphalaria glabrata, 4158 nucleotides. RefSeq lists its product as uncharacterized. The record is from RefSeq and is a predicted model, not a curated record. NCBI's taxonomy places the organism in Eukaryota, Metazoa, Mollusca, Gastropoda, Planorbidae. Gene Ontology annotation, molecular function: oxidoreductase activity, acting on CH-OH group of donors; flavin adenine dinucleotide binding. The transcript is spliced from 23 exons. Bases 275 to 3988 code for a protein of 1237 amino acids.
CGUGCCCUGUCCUUGACUUUCUUGGAACAUGCGCACAUGUGUAAUGAAUGCAUGUUACGCUCUGUACUGUUGAUGUGUUUAUUCACAUCAAUUUAGUGACGGUAUUUGAAAACUCUAGAUCUACUAACUGACGGAAGUACCAAAGCGGUCCUCAAAAGAAAAGUGACACCCGACGUGAGUGCUAUGCUACGUAGUCAGACGUAGAUCUUUCUAUCAAGCUGAUUCAGGGGGGAAUAAUCUCAGCUGAUCUGCGACAGUUCCAGAGGGGAAAAAAAUGAGCUACUUGCCAGUGUUGAUUGCCAUAGCUGUGGCUGUACUUGUCAAAGUUUUGUACUUGGACCAAGGGAGCUCAAUACGUUUGACGGAGAAAUUUAACCAGACAUACGAUUAUAUUGUCGUUGGAGCCGGCUCUGCUGGAUGUGUGGUGGCCAAUCGUCUGUCCGAGGAUCCUCAGGUCACGGUGCUCUUGCUUGAGGCAGGGGAAGAUGACUGGGAGAAGGAAAGUAUUAAGAUUCCAGGCCUGGCGGCAACAACGUGGAGAACAAACAUGGACUGGGGCUACUACACUGAGCCACAGCCUGGUCUUAUGAAGGGAUUUAAAUUUAAGUCCUCCUACUGGCCCAGAGGCAAAGUCCUGGGUGGAACCAGCAGCAUUAAUGGAAUGCAAUACGUAAGGGCCUCCAGACACGACUAUGACAGGUGGGCGAAGUAUACCAACUCUGAAGGCUGGGACUACCAUCACGUGCUGCCCUACUUUAAGAAGUUGGAGGACACACAAAUUGAAGGCAUCCAGAAUUCAGUUUUCCGAGGUCAAGGAGGCCCAGUUCCUGUCAACAAAAUCAAAUCCCAGCCAGUGGUGCAGAAAAUCAUUGAAGCAGCUCAGAAAACUGGCUACCCGCUAAAUGAAGAUUACAAUGGCAAAACAUUAGAAGGUGUUGCUCACUCUCAAGUGAACGCUAAGGACGAUGAACGAUGGAGUUCUAGCAGAUCCUACAUUCACCCGAUACUCAACAGACCAAACUUACAUGUUGCUGUCAACUCAUUAGUUCAGAAGAUUGUUCUAAAAGACAAGAAAGCCGUUGGGGUUGAAGUGAUCAAAGACAACAGAAAGUUUACAAUUGGUGUCAGAAGAGAAGUCAUAUUGUCUGCUGGAGCUAUCGGAUCUCCCCAGAUUUUGAUGUUGUCUGGAGUUGGGCCAAAGAAACAUUUGGAGGAGUUAAAGAUCCCUGUAGUGGCUGAUCUACCUGUUGGUGAGAACCUUCAGGACCAUGUCUCCUUUGAUAUAAGUAUCACGAUUCGAGAACCAUUGACGAUUCCGUACAAUAUUUUGGAGAAAUGGCAAUGGACGUAUCUCCAGUAUAAGAUUUUUGGAACAGGUUUUCUCACAUCUGCCUACCAAUUAGAAGUAUUGGCUUUUAAAAGUACCACACCAGAAACAAAGAAGAAAGAUUGGCCUGAUUUGGAACUUCACUUUUUGACAUUUCUACCUCGACCAGAUCUUGACGGCUAUGGAUACUCAGAUGAGGUCAAGGCCGACAUAGCGGGCAGAAGCUCUUCAGUUUAUGGAAUACGUUGCUUGCCAACUUUACUGCGACCUGAAAGUCGAGGCAGGCUGACCUUGAAAUCGAGCGAUCCAUUCGAUUAUCCCGCCAUUUUCGCCAACUAUUUAUUUGAGCCUGAGGAUGUGGCUCUUCUAAUUAGAGGUAUUGAAGAAUGUAAGAAGAUUGUCUCAAGUGAACCUUUGAAAGACAUCGGCGCUGAACUCACGGAGAAAACUCCCGCCAAAUCUUGCGCUCAUCUCAAGUACGAGUCUGACCAGUACUGGGAAUGUCUUCUAAAACUGAGACCUUUGACUACCUAUCACCCUGUAGGCACCUGCAAGAUGGGUCCCAAAGAUGACCCGACUGCAGUGGUUGACCCUGAGCUGAGAGUCAAAGGCGUGUCUGGACUACGAGUGGUAGAUGCCUCCAUAAUGCCAUGGAUUGUCUCCGGUAACACCAAUGUACCUGUUAUCAUGAUUGCUGAAAAAGCCUCGGAUCUUAUCCUGGGUCGAAAACCUUUAGAUCCUAUCACUAGCAUUUAUACGCACAUACGUACAUAUUGGCACACACACACACACACUAGUAGUAUUUAUAUGUGUUGUUGCCCUUUAAUAACACCAAGCAGUUUCAAGAAAAAAAAAAUGGCCUACUUACCAGUGUUUCUUGUCUUAGUGGUGGCUGUACUCGUUAAAGUGUUUUUCUUGGACCAGAGAAACUCAUUGCAGCUUACAGAGAGAUUUAACCAGACAUAUGAUUAUAUUGUUGUUGGAGCAGGCUCUGCUGGAUGUGUGGUGGCCAAUCGUCUGUCCGAGGAUCCUCAGGUCACGGUGCUCUUGCUUGAGGCAGGGGAAGAUGACUGGGAGAAAGAAAGUAUUAAGAUUCCAGGCCUGGCGGCAACAACGUGGAGAACAAACCUGGACUGGGGCUACUACACUGAGCAACAGCCUGGUCUUAUGAAGGGAUUUAAACAAGGGUCGUCCUACUGGCCCAGGGGCAGAGCUCUCGGCGGAACCAGCAGCAUCAAUGGAAUGCAAUACGUAAGGGCCUCCAGACACGACUAUGACAGGUGGGCGAAGUAUACGAACUCUGAAGGCUGGGACUACCAUCACGUGCUGCCCUACUUCAAGAAGUUGGAAGACACACAAAUUGAAGGCAUCCAGAAUUCAGUUUAUCGAGGCAAGGGCGGGCCAAUACCUGUCAAUAGAAUCAAAUCUCAACCAUUGGCGCAGACAAUUGUAGAAGCAGCCCAGAAAGUUGGAUAUCCAUUGAAUGAAGACCACAAUGGUCAAACAAUGGAAGGUGUUGCCCACUCUCAAGUGAACGCCAAAGACGAUGAACGAUGGAGUUCUAGCAGAUCAUACAUUCACCCGAUACUCAACAGACCAAACUUACAUGUUGCUGUCAACUCAUUGGUUCAGAAGAUUGUUCUAAAAGACAAGAAAGCCGUUGGGGUUGAAGUGAUCAAAGACAACAGAAAGUUUACAAUUGGUGUCAGAAGAGAAGUCAUAUUGUCUGCUGGAGCUAUCGGAUCUCCCCAGAUUUUGAUGUUGUCUGGAGUUGGGCCAAAGAAACAUUUGGAAGAGCUGAAGAUUCCUGUGGUAUCUGACUUACCUGUUGGUGACAAUCUUCAAGACCAUCUCUUCUUUGAUCUUGGUGUCACCAUUAGAGAGCCCAUCUCCUCUCCAUUUAACAGUUUGAAGAGUUGGUCAACGUAUCUGAAAUAUAAAAUCCUUGGAACAGGUUUUCUCACGUCUGCAUAUCAAGUGGAAGUAUUGGCUUUUAAAAGUACAACUCCGGAGACGCAGAAGAUAGACUGGCCAGAUUUAGAAAUUCAUUUUUUCACUUUUUUACCCCAUCCAGAGGACGAUGGCUUUGGUUACACUGACGAGGUAAAGGUCGACAUGGGGCAAAGAAAUUCUUCUGUAUACGGGUUCCGUUGUCUGCCCUCAUUACUGCGACCUGAGAGUCGGGGCAGGCUGACCUUGAAGUCCAGCGAUCCUUUCGACCCUCCUGCCAUUGUAGCCAAUUAUCUCGAGAAGCCAGAAGAUGUCCAAUUGUUAAUACGAGGUAUUGAAGAAUGUAAGAAGAUUGUCUCAAGUGAACCUUUGAAAGACAUCGGUGCUGAACUCACGGAGAAAACUCCCGCCAAAUCUUGCGCUCAUCUCAAGUACGAGUCUGACCAGUACUGGGAAUGUCUUCUGAAACUGAGACCUUUGACGAUCUAUCAUCCAGUGGGCACGUGCAAGAUGGGUCCCAAAGAUGACCCCACAUCUGUGGUUGAUCCGGAGCUAAGAGUCAAAGGCGUGUCUGGACUACGAGUGGUAGAUGCCUCCAUAAUGCCAUGGAUUGUCUCCGGUAACACCAAUGUACCUGCAAUCAUGAUUGCCGAGAAAGCCUCGGAUCUUAUCCUGGGUCGAAAACCUUUAGAUCCUAUCACGAACAUCUAAUUGUGGUAACAUUACACGACACGGAUCUGUGACCUUGUGGCAGCGGAGACAGAGGCGGCACCAUUGAACCGUGAACAGAGAACUGAUGACCAAGACUGACAUUUAUGCUUGUUUUGUUUUAGCAUUCAAAGUCUACAUUAUAAAUAAACAUCCUUCAUCUAGACAUGCUC